Messenger RNA from Rhopilema esculentum, 1890 nucleotides. Its product is annotated as DNA repair protein XRCC2. Lineage: Eukaryota; Metazoa; Cnidaria; Scyphozoa; Rhizostomeae; Rhizostomatidae. Gene Ontology annotation, biological process: DNA strand invasion; double-strand break repair via homologous recombination. Gene Ontology annotation, molecular function: ATP binding; ATP-dependent DNA damage sensor activity; four-way junction DNA binding. Gene Ontology annotation, cellular component: replication fork; centrosome; Rad51B-Rad51C-Rad51D-XRCC2 complex. The record is from RefSeq and is a predicted model, not a curated record.
GCCUCUUUUUCGCUUUGUAGCCUCACAAAAUGUGAGCGGGAAAAUGGCGGAAAAUACAGAAACAGCUCUACAGUUAUUUUCAAGAUUGGAUGCAAAACAAUCUUUGGAUGGGCUUGAUAAAAUUUUUUUCAAAGGUUUAAAAAAGGAGCUACAAUCAGGAGACUCAGUUGAAUUCUAUGGUGAAGAAGGUUGUGGAAAAACAGAAGUACUCAUUCACUUUUGUAUCAACUGCAUCUUGCCAAAAAAAUGGAAUUCUCUAGAUUUAUUUGGCAAAGAAGCAAAGGUUGUAUUUAUUGAUACUGCUUACAAAUUUCCAUUGUGGCGGCUCAUGGGUGUGCUGGAAAAACGGGUUAGAUAUGAAGCUUCUAAUAAAUCUAUAUUUAUCAGCACAGCAGAUAUGAAUGAAAUAAUGAGAACUUGUCUGCAAAGACUGUUUUUAGUCCGCUGCUCCUCAAGUUUGAACCUCAUCAAAACUUUAUCACACCUUGAAAAAUUAUUUCAUGAAAAUGCAGACAUAUGUUUAUUGGUGGUGGAUACCAUUUCAGAGUUUUAUUGGAUGGACAGGACAAUUAAUGGUACUACCAGGUACCAACAAGAAGGACUCCAGCGAAGUAUAAUAAGCAAAAUUAAGAAGCUUCAAGAAGAAUUUCACUUGCUUGUUUUUGUAGCCAAAUCUGCUAUAAUGAGCCAAACAGUGUCCAGCAGUAAAACACAUAAAGAUUCUUGGGAUCCUGCUGACUACCUCAGUCCUGAAUGGAACAAAUUUCUCACUUAUAAAUUCGUUUUAGAGAAAGGACUCACAGAUUUGUGUGAUAAAAACUCAAGCUUUUUUAUUGCAUCUUUAACUAAUAAACCCAAUCCAUACAGCUGCAAGUUUAUUGUUACAGAUUCUGGUAUUCAAUUUGUUUAAGAGCAAUCUUGUGAUUUUUUUGGAACUGUCUUUUCCAUGGAAUCAAAAAACAUUUGUUUGAUUUUAAACUCUGUCCUCAAACUCUUUUCCCAUGAUUUCAGAAUUUUUGGAAUGAGUUUUUUCUGUAUUUGAUGCAAAUAUAAGUUAUUUACAAAUAAUAGUCAAGAACAAAGCAACAAAACAGCGUGAAGCUGAGUGACUCUAAUGAAGCCCCAUAUGCCAGGACAAAAUUAGUAUUUAUUAAAAUUAAAUUUAUUUUAAAAUUAUAUUUCAUUACAUUAGAUUCUUGUCAUUUCGUUGCUUUGUUCCUGGCUAUUAUUUGUAUUUCUACUUAUCGCAAGAUUUACAGAAUCUGGUGGACAGCAUAUCCUGUGUUUCUUUCUUAUUACACACAAGUUUUUUUGCUUUUAUAUACCCAUCCAUAAUAUUCUCAAUACACUCCCAGUUUUUGAAACUUCAUUUAUUUUGAAACAAACUGCUGUGAAUCAACUUUUGCAGAAGCUAACCAAUCAAAAAGUGUUAUAUAGUUGAAACCAAAAGCAACCAGCUCCCCUUAUUUCUCUGAAGAAAAUUAUGAGAAAAAUGUAUUAUAUAGGAGAGGUGUAAAAAGAGACUUUCUGUGAACAAUUUUUUUCAAUCAAAAUUGAUCUUCUAAAGAAUUCCAACAAGAUACUGAUAUUAAUUGUUCAAUCAAAUAUAAUUAUAUCUACUGUCUUUGUAAUAUAUAGUCCAAUGUUUGAUCAUUUUAUCAAAUAAUUUAUCAAUUUCCUGUUACUAGUUUAUCAUAUAUGUAUAAACAAAGCAAUUUACAACUUUUAAAAUGGGUAUAAGGAAUUGGUAAGACCACAGUACAGCAAGUGUGGAAGUGUGUAUAAAGUGAAGAUAUUGUCUUUAGUAAGAAGUUAUUUUCAGAAAGCUUUGGGAUUGUAAAACAUAUGGUAACUGGGCCAGGGGUACUACCAGCAGGUUAGCCUAAAAUU